UUUGUGUUUUCCGAUCUACUCUUCAAUCUACUAGUGCUACUACAGAUUACUUAUACCUAGUGGAGAGCUAAGCUAGAAAUCAAUUGAGUUUCGCAUAUCGGCGUGUUAACAUCACACAACAAAAAAAAAAAAAACAAACAGAUGCCAACAAAAUGACGAGCACCUGCUACAGUUGCACAGUACUACUCGUUUUAUUGGUCACCAUGGCGUAUGCUGCCCCACCGCUACAACAAAAGCAUCGAAUAGCCAAUACCUCACAGCAGCGUCUGAAGCGACAAAUUUUCUCGAAUGAGUUUGAUAUGAUUGGUAAUCCAUUCUUUACACCAGCAGAUGAUGAUUUUGAACCAAACACUUUCACUCGCCCGCAAUGGGAACGACGUCCAGCUCCUGGCCAACCGCUGAUAUUUAGUAAUGAUGGACAACAAAAAUCUGGAACUACAACGCAAACAACACCACCAUCAACAACAGCAACAACAACAACACAAUUGUCAUCUAGCGUCGCUAAUUCGAAUGUAGUUUUCGUAAAUAAUCAGCCCGUUAUUGCUACUAUGGCACCAUUUAUUGCAGCUACCACAGCUUCGCCAGCGUUUUUAAGGUGCUUCGGCAGCUGUCCUACCACGUCGGAAUAUAAUCCUAUAUGUGCUAGUAAUCGGCAGCAAUAUCAGAAUCCGCAGAAGUUUGAUUGUGCGAGACGGUGUGGUGCAGACAUCCAGAUCGUGCGUCGCGGCGCCUGCCAAGGUCUAUUCCCCAUGCAACGCGGAUAAUACUUACUUAGUAAUUGUAUCUACAUAUUUAUAAACAUAAAUUUUUGUUGUAUAGUUACCUACUAAAAUACGUACAUAUAUAUGAAUUUAUUACUUUUUUUUGUAUUUAUGUAAAUAUGCAAGGUUGUGACAAACGAACUGAUUUUACUGUAUAAUUUUUGCCGGCAAAUUUAAUGAACGCAUGUAACAUAUAAAUAAAUAUUAAAUGUAGUUAAGACUUUUUAAAAAUAAAAAAAUUUAUGUAUGUAUGUAUUUCUUGUUGUUAUGUAUGCUAGCCCAUAGUCAAUAAACAUUGUGAUACCUGUUUUUUUCAUUGCUGUUGCAACAAAAACACGAAAAUACCAAGAUAUUAAUUGAUAUUUUGCUCGUGCCGGUUCCGGAGUUCGUUAAACUAGUUAUGUUCAUCUUGUCUACACACAUACAUAUGCAUUGCAUGUCAACAAAACAUAUGCACAAAAUAAACAAAUAAAA
Messenger RNA from Rhagoletis pomonella (apple maggot), 1235 nucleotides. RefSeq lists its product as uncharacterized. Bases 153 to 764 code for a protein of 203 amino acids. Gene Ontology annotation, molecular function: protein binding; serine-type endopeptidase inhibitor activity. Lineage: Eukaryota; Metazoa; Arthropoda; Insecta; Diptera; Tephritidae. The transcript has 3 exons. The record is from RefSeq and is a predicted model, not a curated record.